Nicrophorus vespilloides is the source of this 1376-nucleotide messenger RNA. Its product is annotated as 28S ribosomal protein S27, mitochondrial. Gene Ontology annotation, cellular component: mitochondrion. The transcript has a single exon. Lineage: Eukaryota; Metazoa; Arthropoda; Insecta; Coleoptera; Silphidae. The record is from RefSeq and is a predicted model, not a curated record. Bases 88 to 1323 code for a protein of 411 amino acids.
UAACAAUUGUUAAUUUUAUCGAGUUAUCUUACAAGUUGAAUAAAUAACCUUAAAUUUAAGGAGUAGAUUGAUGUGAAAAUAACAAAAAUGUUAAAAGUUUUGAAUAUCUUGAAAACUACAGCAAGAGGCCCUCAGAGGAGGACUUUUCUCUCCCAAGCAUAUUAUUGCAAUGAAGUAUGGAACAAUAGAUUGAAUAGUACAAUUUUACAAAAAAUAAACCAUGAUGAAUUAUACUAUGAACUAGAACAGCGCUUUCAAAAGAAUGGAAUUAUUAGUGCUGUUGAUGUUGAUAUUUUUGCCAAUUCAGUAAAAGAUGAUAUAUACUUGGAUGAAUUGAUGGAUUUAGCCCAUAAGCUGAGGUUAAGUGCAGACACUUCAAACACACUUGAAUCCACUUCACAUGCUGUUAUUCGUUGUUUACUGAAUUAUGACAAGAAGGAUGAACUAUUGAAUGCUCUGGAUGAUAGGUUAAACUAUGGUUUAUUCCUAGACAACUAUACUGCCAACAUUUUAAUGGAUUACUUUUAUAAGGCUAAAGAUUUUGUCUCUGGAUCAAGGGUGGCUAGUCAGUUAAUGCUGCAGGAAGAAAUGAAUCAUCCAUUAUCUUCUAGCUUAUCUAUAUUUCACUGUUACAACUUCUUAUUAAAUCCAGUUGGAUGGCCAGAGAUGCCAAAGCCAGAAGAACCAGAGGAAGAAGUAAAAGUCAGAGUGAAAUAUUUAAGGAAUCCAUAUGAUGAUAAUCAUUUUGAUUUAAGAGAUCCAAUAAGGAUUGUUGGUAAAACGUUAAUGGAAGCAACAAUUGAAAAAAAUGAUGAUUUAGAAAAAUCAUUGUAUAUAUUGGGUAUAUCUUUAUUUGAUCCUGAACAAGCUAAAAAUGUAGUAAAGGGAGAUGAAAAAAUCUACAAAGAAAUACUCAAUUUAUUGCCAGAAGACAAUGAAAUGAAGGCAACUCUGGAGAAAUUAACUUUGAUACCAGGUGAAUUAAAAACUUUGCUUGAAAGUAAAGUGAAAUCUUGUGAAAGAGAUGUUGGAGAAAAAGAUGUUGCAGUUCAAUGUGAAACCUAUAGCAAAUGGGAGCAAAAUCGAUUGGAUGCUUUGAAGAGACAGGAGGAAAGAUACAACAUUGCUAAUAGAAUAGAAAAUAUUGAAACAUCUCAGAAGAAUUUGAAAUUACGAGAGGAGAGGUUAUGGUUCUUUGAGAAUGAAGAACAGAUUGAGCUGGAUAUUGAUGCUAAGAAAAUUUAUUAUCCAAAGAGGUGGUUUGGUAAGAUGAAGAAGCCAAGAACUGCUGACAAAGCUUAUGUACCACCAGAAAUCAAUUAAUGGUUAUUAUUAUUAUUUUUAUUAACUUAUAAAAUAUAUAAAAUUAUUUAGUC